AUGACAAAUAACAUUAUACCUCAGGAAGAUAAUACUAGUGAGAUACUAAGGGCCGACAUACUUAAAUAUGGCUAUAUGAACAAACGAAAUAAACUCAGAAAAAACAAAACAAAUGAUAAUCCAGCCAAACGUCAAGAAUGGGCCAUUAAGUUCUUAGAAAAAGAACGAAAUAAUUUGAUGACUGAUUUGUACGCAAUGGAAUCCGAAGUAAAAGUAAAGGAAGAAGAGAAGUACAGGGCAAAAUUUACAAGUUUGAUUCACGAAACUAAACUGGCAAAAAUUGAGCUGAACGAACAAAGAAAAAUCGAGGCGCAAGUGGACAAAGAGAUAGUCCAGUUGGAAGCUGAACUAGAAAAGCUUACAAUCAGAAAUAGAUUGGCAAAUGACGAUGUCCCGACAUUAACCACUAAUACUGCAAACAACGAAUACAACAGGUUACUUUAUGAACAAAAUCAACUGAAAGUGCAAGUGGAAAUGUUGCUUAAACGGUGGCAACAAACACAAAAUAUUUACAAUUCGCACAUGAAUAAGUUGAACAAAGGAAAAGAAAUAGUAUCUGUUCUUACCGAACAAGUUGCGAGGACUUACACAUUCAGAGAUGAAGCUAAGGAAAGGUUGGAGACAUAUUUAAAAUCAAGUAAAGCUCAAAAUGGUGAUAAUAAAAAUCACAUAACGUCACUCAGACGGCAGGUGAACGAAGAUUUAAGAAUGACAACAUUUCUUUCACAAAAGCUAAAAUUAAGACAUAAUAAACACAUUGAAAAACCAAUCGAAGAGAAUACUGAAAUGUUAGCGUUAAACGUUGAAGCAGAAACAUUUAUUAAACAUUUAAUUUACAUUGCUGAAGACAAAAACUUAGAAAAUAUUAUGGAACAAAUUGUUAAAAUGGACCUUGAUAAUCAAUCCAUGUUUAGGUUUUUGGUGGAAUUAGAAUCAUCCUUGACGACAGCGGAAAACACGAUCGAAGAAACGCGCGUAAUCGUGACGGAAAGAAAGCGCGAGUUGUGUGACGCGCAGGCGGCAAAAGCGGAGGAGUUUGCGAACGCCGUGAGGACGUUCAAAGCCGGGCGGGCGCCUUUGCGGGAGGCGCGCAGAACGUUGCGGCUGAUGGCGGACGAAUGGCGGCAGACGUGCCAGACGGUGGACGACGCGUGCGAGCUGAUGAUGGGCUCGGACAGCCGGCGGCCAUCGUACCAUCUCUUGGUGCGUUGCGACGGUGGUGGCGGAGACGGCUGCGAAGAAGAAGGAGAAGGAGAAGGAGAAGGAGAAGGUGAUGGAGAAGAAGGAGAAGAUGACGAAGCCGACGAAAGCGACGACGGCGGCGGCGGAGGCGGUCGUCACCGCCGUCGUCACCACCACCGCCACCGACGGCGCCGCCGCCGCCGCCGCGAACGGCCGGGCGACGGAUCGCUAUCGCCGACCGCCAUACUGACCGAGUUGAUCGAGUAUUUCGAGCCGAUGGACAGGCGACUGGACGACGUAUUGCAACGGGUGUUCUGGAUACAAAACAACUACAUUUACGAGGACAGCGGGCCGAGACAGCAGCAGGAGGCGGCCGCCGGUGACUCGAUGUCCACCGCGUCCGAGCAGGAAGACGAGUUCCUGUCUCGCGAUCUGGACGGAACCGUCAACAGACACGCGAAAAUCAUCGCCGCCCUAGAUCCGACCACCGUUACGCCCGACAACGAACCACCGGCGCCGGACGCCGGUCAAGUGUCUUCGCUCUGUCCCAGGUGUUUAGAAAAGCGUUAUGAAGAAGAAAACCAAUGGGUGUUGAAGUAUAUCGAUAAGACCCAAGGAGGUAGAGAUACACCACCGAGCAUAUUACGUAUAUGCGACAGUAAUAAUGUCAGUACUAAAGAAGUUAAUGACGAAGAUUUUAAGAAAUACUUUCAUCGGACUUUAGACUGUCCUCUUUAUACAGCUGAAAAGUCCCACACCAAGUAA
This is a messenger RNA of Melanaphis sacchari, 1947 nucleotides long. RefSeq lists its product as uncharacterized. Gene Ontology annotation, biological process: outer dynein arm assembly; cilium movement. NCBI's taxonomy places the organism in Eukaryota, Metazoa, Arthropoda, Insecta, Hemiptera, Aphididae. The record is from RefSeq and is a predicted model, not a curated record. Gene Ontology annotation, cellular component: axoneme. The transcript has 7 exons. The coding region runs from base 1 to 1947 and encodes 648 amino acids.